Molecule: messenger RNA, 4250 nt
Organism: Mytilus californianus (California mussel)
Lineage: Eukaryota; Metazoa; Mollusca; Bivalvia; Mytilida; Mytilidae
Product: protein dead ringer homolog
Exons: 9
Coding region: 130-1599 (489 amino acids)
Biological process (GO): regulation of transcription by RNA polymerase II
Cellular component (GO): nucleus
Molecular function (GO): DNA binding
Source: RefSeq, a predicted model, not a curated record
ACAUGAAAUUAUUUUGUACGGAUGAAAGGAUCUUUAUUCAUUUGAUAUGUUAUACACUUAAAUUGCUUGAAGAAUAUCAGAAGAAUAUAAACUUUUGUGCAUUUAACAGUCUUUGUUUAAAAACGGAAAAUGUCUAAUGGGGAAAUAAGUCCACGAGAAACUUUGACAAAUGGAGACCUGAACGAAUCCGAAUUGAGUUCAGAAAAUGGUAGCAGUGAUAAAGAUAUGGACGAUGUUAGCAGGGAAAAGUUGGACCCCGCUGACAGAGAAUUGUAUGAAAAGAUGAAGAAACAGGAAAGAGAAGAAAGAAUUGAAAUCGAAAGAGAACUAAAAAGAGCCCACGAAGAAGCUAUAUUACGUCGACGACACGAAGAACUCCGUGUCAAAGAUAUGAGGUUGCAUGGCGAGAGGAGACAUUCAGAAGAUCGAGGAGAGGAUUUGAGAAUAAAUAAACAUCAUGAUGAUUUAAGAGCACUUCGCGACAACCACUUGCUUAAAUCAGAAAGUGACCCUAGACUGGACCUUCUGAAUCAAGCCUAUUUGGAAAGAUACAGAAACAACAUUUCUCCUAUGAGUGCUACGUCUAUUAGCCCAACCAAUGUAGACGGACCAUCUCAUCACUGGACUUUUGAGGAACAAUUUAAACAACUUUAUGAACUGAGUGAUGAACCAAAGAGAAGAGAAUUUCUGGAUGAUCUUUUCCAGUUUAUGCAGAAAAGAGGAACACCAGUCAACAGAAUCCCAAUCAUGGCAAAGCAGACGCUUGAUUUGUAUGAAUUAUUCCGAUUGGUUGUUUCAAAAGGUGGAUUGGUAGAGGUUAUCAACAAAAAACUCUGGAGAGAGAUAACUAAGGGACUUAACCUACCAUCAUCUAUUACCAGUGCUGCAUUUACUCUAAGAACCCAGUACAUGAAAUACUUAUAUCCAUAUGAAUGUGAGAAAUUAAAGUUGAGUUCCCCACAAGAACUUCAGGCAGCCAUUGACGGUAACAGAAGAGAGGGUAGGCGUUCUAGUUAUGGUUAUGAUCUCUCUCCCGGUCCUACACUUAUACCUACAGCACAUCACCCAGCACUUAAUGGUGGUCUAAUGAAUGGAAAGUUUGGACCAGGGUCAUCUGAUCAUCGCACACCACUCACUAGUUUACAAAGAAUUUGGCAAGCUCAACAGAUAGAUCGUCAGUCACCUUUAACCAGUUUACAAAGACUUUGGCAAAUUCAAGCUCAGCAACUAGCAGCUGGCGAGGAAGAAGAUAGUAUUCCACCAGCACAUCCACAUCAUAGAGCUCUAGCAGAACAUUUUACAGAGCGUGAUGCUAUUGCCAUGGAAGCAGCCUCACGGGUAAUGGAACAUGCGACAAGGAAAAUGGAAGAGGCAUCACGGGCAGCAGCAAUGGUAGCCGAAGAACCACCUCGUAAAAGAUUAUUGACUACAGAAGAAGAACGUCUCAUCUCACAUGUGGGCAUGCCCAGUACACAUAUAAAAAUAACAAGUAGGAAUGAUGGUAGAUCAGACAUAGAUAAUUCAUUGGUAGUCAGCAUGGAAAUAAAUGGCAUCAUGUAUCAAGGAGUUUUAUUUGCCCAUAAUCCUCGGCGGCUGUAACUUAGCAACAUGAACAACCAUUUUAUUUUAAAAUGACCAAUCAUUUACCUUGCCAUGACAAGAUUUUUCAAUUAGAUCUGAUUGACAUUUGUCCUGACCAAUCAAAAUCAAAUAUAGACUUGCCAUGACAAUAUUAUUCACUGAUGAUGAUUGGUUGACAUGCAGGUCACAUGAUCUGACUUAUUAUGAUUUAUGGGGCCAACCAAUAUGACCCAAGAAAAACUUGAAUGGAGCUGACCAUGACUCAGAAUUGUAAAGACAGAGGUCUGAUAAAUCAAACCACUGCCAGUUAUAUCUUGAAUCAAGAUAAGAAGCAGAAAUUGACUGUUUGAUAGUUUUUGAAAUUUGAAUGUUUUUUAAAAUAUGAAUACCUGUAUGUGAGGAAAAAGGAAAAGCUGUAGAAAUAGUGCCAUUUUUUAUUUUACAAAUUUUGCUCUGUUAUCUUAAUUCACUCACAUGUUUGUUUCACAUAAAAUUUUUUUUUAAAUAUUUAUAUGUCGGAGUUGUUGACUUGAUAUACUGUCUGUGUAAAAUUCAUGCAAUAAUUUAACAUUUCUGAAAGAUAUGAAAGUGAUGAAUGAAAUAAAAUGUCUGAUGUAAAAUAUGAGGACCAAGUUGUAGUGUUAGGAGGGUGUGUGUUGUACGAGAUAUGUGUGUGAAUUGUGUCAUGUGACACUGGAGAUGACUCAAGAUAGCUUUGGCUUUUUUCAAACAAAUUGAUGUGUAAAAUGCAAAGAAAUAAGUAUUAUCAUUUCAUGUCAAUGAAAAUGACAAUUUGUUUUUGCUUAUACACAAAAUUAAUAUGUUUUUUAAUGUUCAUAUAGGGGCAAGGUUUACAGGGUUUGGGAUUUAGUUGCCAUAUAGCUUAUGUGGGAGGGUUUAUAAGUAUUAGAUUUAGAGAUUUAUGUGUUCAGAAUAUUAGUAAUCUUGUGCUCAAAUGUUGCAAUAUUUAUUUCUGUUGUAUCGUACAAUACUCAUUAUAUGCAUAUUUCAACACAAAUAUUGAUAAAGUAAAAGAUUUCCGUAUACCAUAAAAAAUAUGAUAUGAUUUCCUUGUGAACAACACAUGAUUGUGAAUAAACAUCAUCAGAAUAAAUGAAAUUUAUUCAUGUGUAUACUAUUUCACUUCAUAUUUCAAAGUCCAUGAACAUCAAGAGGGAAGUGAAAACUAAAAGCUCCAAUUUUUAUAAUUCUGUAUAACUUAUAUAUUAUAAAGAGCAAAAAAACAUUGAUACAGUAUUUAUAUUUUGUGUCAACAUGGUAUUUUUCCCCUACAUUUAUUUCAAAACUGCAGUUAUUAUAUAUACUCUUUUGGUAAGAGUUAAAUAAAUUAAGUCGAUUAUCUUUAUUUGGUGGUACCUUGGAUUAAAAAUUUUAAAUUAUUGAACUGCAUCUUAAUAUUGCAAAAAUGAUAUAUAUGUUACAUUUCUGCUUCCAAUGAUAUAAUCAAUUAAAAAUUUAUGGAAUUGAUUUAUAAAUGUAUAGAAUGCACAUAAAAGUGUAAUAAAAAGGAAUUUUGUUCACCUAAAUUUAGAUAGUUAACUAAUAGAUAAAUACAUAAAUAGUUCUAACACCAAUGUAUAUUUUGUUUUUCUCUUUCAAUGUUUUAAAAGUCCUAAUUAUUAUAAUAAUAAUUAUAAUAUAAUUUUUCUUUGAACCAUGUCUUUGUUUACACUGUUUUAAAUUACACUUUCUUUUAACUUGUUUUAAAGUGCAAUGAUAUAAUUUCAACUGGAAGAAAAAAGGAAGAUACCAAUAGUGCUAUUUAAUUCUUUAUACCUUUUCCUUUUAUUUCUCAAAGAAUGAUUUGAUCAAUGUUAUUGCAUUUAUCAGAUGUUGAGUUUUGUUAAUUUGAUAUUCUGUUUCAUAAACAGCUGUGCAAGAGUCUUGCCCAGGAUAGUCUUGUAGGUUUUUUUUUAAUUUUAAUUGGUGGAAAAGUAUUUCUUUUAGAGUAGCAAUGACACUGUCAGAUUACUUUUUACUUUGCUGACAAGAACAUGUAAAUCUUCAGAGUAAAGAAUACUGUACACUUUAUAGACAUAUGUAUUCUAAAUCUAGGAAUUCACAACCGAUAAACCUAUAUUAUAAACCAAGGAAUUUAAAAUGAAAUGAUCUAUAUUUGUAAACCAGUUCAUUUUAUAAUUGAGUAAUAUUACUAAAAGCAAAUAUUUUUAUAUCAAUACUUUGCUUAUCAUGUUACAUUUUCACAGUAAUUUCUGGAAAUAAUGGCAUAUAAUUGCAUGUCGUUUUUCUUUGGUUACCACAACAGGUAGAGUCAAUACAUAGCCACUCUUACCACAAAACAUAGCAUAGGUUAAGCAUAAAUGACUUCUGGAUUAACCCAUAGUCUUAUGUUACCUCAGUAGAUGCAGUAAACUGUUUUUCAUUCAAAAGCAAUUAUAUUAUAUUCAAGCUACUAUAAAGUAGCUGAUGAUGAGUACUUUGUAUUUUUAAUUGUUGUCUGUAUUUUAAGUGAUAGUCCCAUUUUGUAAUAACAAUACCUCAUAAGUAAAUGUACAUAUCUAUAACAAAACUGAGGUGUUUAUAUAUGAUUCAAGACUAUUGAAAGUGCAUAAUAUUUUUUGUUUUGUGAUCUUUAUGUUUAUUAUUAAAAUGUCAUUUUAUUACAGAAUAAAUUAUCUUUAAAACUU